Molecule: messenger RNA, 2031 nt
Organism: Hibiscus syriacus
Lineage: Eukaryota; Viridiplantae; Streptophyta; Magnoliopsida; Malvales; Malvaceae
Product: protein indeterminate-domain 4, chloroplastic-like
Exons: 4
Coding region: 212-1984 (590 amino acids)
Cellular component (GO): nucleus
Molecular function (GO): DNA-binding transcription factor activity
Source: RefSeq, a predicted model, not a curated record
CUUCUUCUUCCUUAUUUUAUUGAUUCCUUCAAAGAUUUUCAAAAGAAAACUAAAGGGGAUGUGAAAAAAAAUCAUCCCCUCCUCCUAUGGCAGCACCAACCCUUUCCUUUUUCUCUUUGAAUUACUUUUGAAUGAUUUUUGUGGAUUCUAGGUUUGCUGGUUGUGAAGAGAAGAUUGGUUUCGCCUGCUGAGAAGCUUAAGUCUAUUGAAAAUGGCCGCCGCUUCGUCAUCGGCAGCUUUCUUCGGAACAAGCGAAGAGAAUCAGAACCAGAUGAUAAAACAACAACAAUCAUCCACCACCCCACCCUCUUCGUCAACUGCUCCACAGACGAAGAAGAAGAGAAAUCAACCCGGAACACCAAAUCCUGAUGUUGAAGUGAUAGCACUAUCUCCCAAGUCUUUGAUGGCAACAAACAGAUUCAUUUGUGAAGUAUGCAACAAAGGGUUUCAAAGGGAGCAAAAUUUACAGCUCCAUAGAAGAGGACACAAUCUGCCAUGGAAGCUGAAGCAGAAGACAACGAAAGAAGUGAAGAAGAAGGUGUAUCUUUGCCCCGAACCCACUUGCGUCCACCACGAGCCGGCGAGGGCACUCGGCGACCUCACCGGCAUCAAAAAACAUUACUCGAGAAAGCACGGCGAGAAGAAAUGGAAGUGUGAGAAGUGUUCGAAGCGGUACGCCGUGCAAUCCGACUGGAAAGCUCAUUCGAAGACUUGCGGGACUAGAGAAUACAGAUGUGACUGUGGAACCCUUUUCUCCAGACGUGAUAGUUUCAUCACUCAUCGGGCGUUUUGCGAUGCGUUGGCUCAAGAAACCGCGAGACACCCCACCAAUGACUUAACCGCAAUGGGGAGCCAUCAUCUCUUUGGAGGUAAUCAUCAUCAAAUGAGCUUAGGAUUAUCCCAAUUGCAAGCUCAUAAUCAACCAUCCAGCAAUAUGUUGCGGUUGGGAAGUGGCGGAGCCGCCAAGUUCGAGCACCUCAUCGGCUCCCCCUCGAAUCCUUCGUCAUUACAUAACAUGCCCGGAUCGAUGUUCUUCAUGGCGGAUGCGGCCAACCAAGGUUUUCACCAGGAUCAUCAAUCUCCCCAUGGAAAUGGACCAUACAUGAACAAAGCAUUACAUGGUCUAUUGCAACUUCCGUACCUUCAAGGCAAUACUAACAAUUCCGGUGCCAACUCUACCAAUCUUUUCAAUUUAGGCUUCUUCCCCAACAAUGGUGGUUCGAGCAGCAUGAGUGCCGGCGAAAGCGGCGGUUCAUCAGCCGUCAACUUAUUGAAUUCCGGGUUUUUAAGUGGUAAUCAGUUCAACAUGGGUGAUCAGGUUGGUUCGGGGCUGUCCUCUCUUUACAGCACUACUACCUCAAUGCAACAUGAGAGCAUUUCUCCAAACAUGUCGGCAACCGCAUUGCUUCAGAAAGCUGCUCAAAUGGGUUCAACUACAAGCAACCACACUUCCUCUUUGCUAAGAGGACUUGGGAGCUCUUCGUCGAGUGGGAUGAAACCCGAAAGACAAGUUUUAGCCGCUAACUUCGGCGGCAAUUUUGGUGGUGGCGGAAGUAGCAGAGGCGGUGGAGGUGGAGGAGGAGAAACGCUGAGAUCACAGAUGGAGAACGAUGACAACAAUCUUCAAGGACUAAUGAACUCUCUUGCCACUGCUAACUCUUCCAUUUUCGGGGCCGGCCAUGGACAAGAUCAAAGCAACUUCGUCGGAGGAUUCGCCGGAAGUGGGGGGACGCAAGUCGAACAUCAUGGAAACAACAACUUCUCCAACGUUAAUGAAGGUAAUAAGUUGCAUCAAAAUCUGGCGGGAAGCAUCGGUGGGACUGACAAAUUAACAUUGGAUUUUCUGGGUGUGGGAGAAAUGGUGAGAAACAUCGGUGGAGCUGGUAGUCAACAUGGGAUCAACAUAGGGUCUUUGAACCCCGAGAUGAAGUCAUCGGCUCAGGCAACGUCGACUCAGCAAUUUGGUAGUGGAAAACUUGUCUAAAAAAGCCAAGCAAAGCUUUUUGUAGGGUUAAUAAGUAGCGGGAAAAA